AAGUCUGCUGGAUAACGGCAUAUGUAUACACAGAUAUGGGAAAAGCUAGUAAGAGUGCACGCUUCAGGAGCGUUAAGAUUAAGGUGGUGAGGAGGUGUAUUGCUGGCCGUGCAAAGGUUUCUUACCUUAGUCAAGGUCUUCCCCAACCCAGCGCCAAACAGACCCACCCUUCAGACCCUUCCACAUCUGUUACACCUCAGGUUGAAUCUGAUGUGGCACCUAGUUCAUGUUCUGAGACUGCAUACAGUAAGGCAAAGAAGAGAGGGAUUCAUGCCUGGGAUGCAGUCAAGGAUGACAUGCUUAAGGUGUCAUUUGAAUGUUCAGCACCAAUCACUACGCAGUGUGUUGUCUGCCUAGAAGAUGCUGAUUAUAGGUGCAUUGAGUGCAGCACAACUGCAGUCUUUUGUGAGGCUUGUCUGAAGAGGACUCACAGAAAUUCACUGCACCUACCUGAUAAGUGGAAUAAUGCCUACUAUGAGCCGUUUUCCCUGGGGUUAUUCCUAUACUUACCUGAAGGCCAUAGCACCCAUGCUGUGUACAUGAAGGACAUGAAGGUCAUUAUCAGCACAGGACAGCUCUGCACCGUCACUGUCAAUAUGUGUGCGUGUGAACCAGAAGCCUGCACUCUGCUAAGGUAUGGGCUCUGGCCAGCAACAGCCGACAAGCCCCAGACAGCCUUUUCCAUCCCUCUGCUAGAGCUUUUUGUUUGUCUGUCACUCGAGUGUCAGGUUUCUGUUGAGGGUUUUUGCAACACCCUACGCUGGAAAAACAACCUUACACUUGCAGAGGUAAGUCAGUUUGCAGAGGUCAGUUAGAAGUCAUGUCUAUGAAGUG
Messenger RNA from Perca fluviatilis (European perch), 834 nucleotides. RefSeq lists its product as uncharacterized. Lineage: Eukaryota; Metazoa; Chordata; Actinopteri; Perciformes; Percidae. Bases 36 to 815 code for a protein of 259 amino acids. The transcript has 4 exons. The record is from RefSeq and is a predicted model, not a curated record.